CAGUCCCGAAACUUCAUACGUUUCAGAGCACUGCCACAAUUUUAGUUCAGUGGUGUACAUACCAAUUUACAAUCACUCAGCUUGAAUUUUGCUCGAAUUUUUCUUGUGAUUUUUUGGUUAAAAGUGUCAUGAUAAAAAUGGAAACCCCAAGCGAGUUUACUGAGAAGCAGCCACCUACCCACGACCACCAGCCUCGUCUGAACGAGGUGGCCCAAAAGUUUCUUGCCGAUUUGGACGAGGAGCGCCAGCGUUUGUCCUCGGAGUUUCCACUAUGCGCACUUCUAAUCGACGAAGCUGUGGACCGUGUCUACUGCACUGGUCGUAUUCCCGGCAAGGAGUUCUACGCGGACGUGUACAAGCAGAAGCCGAUGAAGAUUACCCAAAAGGUCUUCGUGCCCGUUAAGCAGUAUCCCAAGUUCAACUUCACUGGCAAGAUCCUGGGGCCCAAGGGCAACUCGCUGCGCCGUCUUCAAGACGAGACCCAGUGCAAGAUAGCCAUUAAAGGUCGCAGUUCGAUCCGCGAUCGCAACAAAGAGGAGCAGCUGCGCAACACUGGCGACCCGAGAUAUGCCCAUCUUCAGAAGGAUCUCUUUCUGGAGGUCAGCACGGUGGCCACACCGGCGGAGUGCUAUGCCCGCAUAGCCUACGCCCUGGCCGAGAUACGUAAGUAUCUUAUUCCAGACAAGAACGACGAGGUUUCGCAUGAGCAGCUGCGCGAGCUGAUGGAAAUGGAUCCCGAGGGGGCCAAGAGCAUUCACGGGCCCAAUCUGGAGGCAUAUAGAUCUGUCUUCGACAAGAAGUUUGGUGGCAGCAGCAAUGGGGCUCCUAAGUACCUUAACCUAAUUAAGCGAACUGCGGAAAAUCCGCCCGAAGUCGACGUGGAGGAGGUGGCCUAUGAGUAUGAACAUCGUAUGCCCCCCAAGCGUCCUACCACGGGCUAUGAGUACAGCAAACCACGUCCAUCAAUAAUACCGACAAACGCAGCGGCAUAUAAACGUCCAUAUCCGACUGACAUGAAACGUAUGCGCGAACCGCCCAUCAAGUCCUAUAAGCCCAAUCCGUAUAGCAUACUCAAGAAAUAUAAAUAAUAGAGCUCCGGUUGAUUUCGUCGCACACCGCUAUAAAUGAAAACUAAGGACGAUGCUUACGAUAUAAAACCCAUACUGAGAGCACCUUGAAAACACUUUAAACAAGAAGAAAGCAGCAUUCAAAAUGAUGCAAUCAAUGAAUAAACAUUAACAUUUAUAAAAAGCGCACUGGCGCUAUCAAUUCCCACAAACAUAAUAUUAAUCUUAAUUUAAAAUUCGCAUAAAUAUGUUAUAACUGUUGGCAUGCCUUUUCUGGACCAUUUCAACAGAUAAUAAGUCUAAUAUAUACUAUUAUGUUUAAUUAUAAUUUACUGACCGUAUUUUUCGAUGAAUUUCAAACAUCUGUAAUAAAAUAAAACGCAUUGAAUGAAUUUAAUAAAUACUCUGCAAUCAGAUCUAACUAUGACCGCCCCUCAUUUACAAUCAAUAUAUGCAUUACAUUCUUAAACGAUUGUCUCAGUAGCAGUAGAACAAGGAGAUAUAUCUAAAAAAAUAAAUUGGUAAAGAAAUAAAACAGUAAGAACUUAUCACAUUGUUUAAUAAAAAGCAACGAAAUGAAGAUCACACU
Molecule: messenger RNA, 1656 nt
Organism: Drosophila erecta
Lineage: Eukaryota; Metazoa; Arthropoda; Insecta; Diptera; Drosophilidae
Gene: qkr58E-3
Product: KH domain-containing, RNA-binding, signal transduction-associated protein 2
Exons: 6
Coding region: 129-1088 (319 amino acids)
Biological process (GO): regulation of alternative mRNA splicing, via spliceosome
Cellular component (GO): nucleus
Molecular function (GO): mRNA binding
Source: RefSeq, a predicted model, not a curated record